This is a messenger RNA of Melanotaenia boesemani (Boeseman's rainbowfish), 2453 nucleotides long. Its product is annotated as E3 SUMO-protein ligase ZBED1-like. NCBI's taxonomy places the organism in Eukaryota, Metazoa, Chordata, Actinopteri, Atheriniformes, Melanotaeniidae. Bases 239 to 2002 code for a protein of 587 amino acids. The record is from RefSeq and is a predicted model, not a curated record. Gene Ontology annotation, molecular function: protein dimerization activity. The transcript has 5 exons.
GUUAAUCCGGGUUAUGUAUAAAUUUUAGGGCUGUCAUUUUAACGCGUUAAUUAGAUCAAUUAAUUAGAGCGUAAAAUAACGCGUUAUAAAUUUUAACGCACGAUUAAUUAUGCAAUUCGAACAUUUUAGAGUUGGCCACUUUGACCCCCGAACAUGCGACUGGUUACGUCACUUCAUGCGCCGUUAGUAGAGGCUAGUCCAUACAACAAACAGAGCGGGCUGAGGUGAGCACAGAGAAAUGGAGAAGAGUGCAGGUGAUGCGAGCCAAUCUUUGCUGGGGCCAUUGAACGGCAAGUUUAUUUACAAGAAGAACGCAGAUGGGACAGUCAACAAAAACACGGUUAUUUGUAGCUUAUGUAGAAAAGAAUUUGCUUUUCAUCGAAGCUGCUCUAGCCUGACUUAUCAUUUAAACGCUAAACAUGUUUGGGCAGGUUCCAGCGCUAACGUUGCGACUGCUAGUACUUCUAGCGCUCUUCGCCAACCCAAACUUACAGACUAUGGUAAACGACUAAGCAAAGGCACCACAGAUAAACUGACAAACUCGAUCGCUAAGUGGAUAGCAGGUGAUUGCAGGCCAAUUUCAAUCGUGGAAGAUGAGGGGCUAAAUGAGGCGUUUCAGAUAGCGUCGUCGGAUGCAACAUUCAGGUUACCUUCGAGAGGUACGGUAAUGAAAAAAAUCCAUCAGUUGUAUAGUGAUGAAAGGAAAGCAAAAGAAGAACUGUUGGCAGGUUCAAGCAACCAUGUGUCCUUAACAGGAGAUCACUGGACGUCGGUGAGCAACCAUAAUUAUUUGGGGGUCACAGCACAUCUAAUCGAUAGUGAGUGGAAGCUUAAAUCUUUUGCAUUAACUGUGUGCAAAACAACGACCCGCCAUUAUGCAGAUGCGUGUGCCGAGCAGUUUGAAGCUGUGAUAAAGGACUGGAAAAUAGAAAGCAAAGUGUCAACCAUCGGGACUGAUAGCGCAAGAACCAUGGUCGCGGCAGCACGCCGGAUGCCUUACGAGCAUAUUCCAUGUGCAGCUCAUAUGCUCCAAAGAACCAUUACAAUUUGCCUUGAGGACAGCAGCUUUGACACCGCCCUGGCAAAGUGCCGCAAAAUAGUCGGACACUUCAAGCACAGCCCUGCCAGCACAGAAGAACUGCACCAGCAGCAGGCAGCCCUCGGACAAGCCAGAGAGCCAUUGAUUCAAGACGUAUCCACAAGAUGGAAUUCAACCCUCUUAAUGGUCUCACGGUACCUACGGAACCAGGAGGCUGUGAACACCACUUUGGCUCAACAGAAGCACAACCUGGCCACACUGACCAACCUAGAGUGUGUCAAACUACAGAAGCUGGAGGAUGUUCUUGAACCCUGCAGGUAUGUGACGGAGCUCCUGGGAGGGGAGUCUUAUGUGUCAUGCUCUGUGGUGCUCCCCGCACUCUGCCAUCUUAAACGUGUUAUGGAGCCCACUGAUGAGGAUCAAGGCUACAUGAUGAAGUUCAAGACCACCUUUUUGAAGGACUUAGACACACGCAAGGCCAACAUCAACAACAGAUGGCUGAAGAUGGCAACUGCCCUUGACCCGCGAUUCAAGGACUUGAAGAGCAUACCCAAGGAUGAGAGAGACGAGGUGUGGACCUGGCUUGGAGAGAUGCUAGCAGAAGCAGGACCUGCUCCUGCUCAACCCACAGAGGACGAGCCAGCAGCCAAGAAGAGCCUGCUCCUGCUAUGUUCUUCAGACUCUGACUCGGACAAGGAGGAGCCGAGGCUGCUAGCCCGUUACAAAGCUGAGCCUUGCAUUGGAAUGCGUGAGUGUCCACUGGAGUGGUGGGCAGCUCACACUAGUGCCUAUGGACAGCUGUCUUCUAUUGCUCGCAAAUACCUGGCUACUCCUGCGACCUCUGUGCCAUGCGAGAGACUCUUUUCUCUUGCAGGUAACAUCAUACAAAAGAAGAGAGCAGCCUUACACUCAGACAAUGUAAACAAGCUUGUUUGUCUGAGCAACUGGCUCAAGGAGACUUAGAUUCUGUAACUUAAGCAAAGAGGGAAGGUUGAUUUGAGGACCUGUAAUUGUGGCCCUACUUUCUGUAGUGGGUUUCUGGGUUUGUUAUGCCCCACAUGAUUUUUUUUUUAUUUUUUUUUAUCUAGAAACAGUGUCAUGUCCUCCUAACAAGUAAUGCCUCUUGACUUCACGUUCUUGAUGUUAAACAUUUCAAGGUAUGUUAUCCUUGUUUUGCUGUUGUUUAUUUUAUUGAGCACCUGGUUAAGUGCCUAGUGUUAUUUAUUGUUUUAUUAACUUUAUUUGCACUGCAUUUUUGAAUAAUGCACCCGUUUUAUAGGUUUGCUAGACAUUUUUUUUAAUUUUAUUUAUUUAUAAAAAACACUGAAAGUGUAAUUUGCUUUAUGAAGCUUGGUAUAUAUUUUGGGCAAGAUGCCCUUUUCAGAUGUCAGCAAUAAAAGAAAUGUGUAUUUCA